This is a messenger RNA of Anopheles gambiae (African malaria mosquito), 3663 nucleotides long. RefSeq lists its product as uncharacterized. The record is from RefSeq and is a predicted model, not a curated record. Bases 1087 to 2340 code for a protein of 417 amino acids. NCBI's taxonomy places the organism in Eukaryota, Metazoa, Arthropoda, Insecta, Diptera, Culicidae. The transcript is spliced from 3 exons.
CAAGUACCAGCCACCGAACCCGACCGAAUGAACAGACAGCCGUCCCAUGCCCACUGGCAAAGGUAUCGAUCACCCCCUGAGUGUGGUGGUAUUGGUAGCAACCUCAUUGGUAGCCUGUUUCCACCCUUGUCGGGUACGGUUGUGUUGGUGCUGGAGACGAUGAAAUGAUGUAAACCUUCAACAACGUCAUCCCCCACCUCGAUGGUUGGCUCCACCACCACCACCAGCUCCUCCUUCCUCCUUCUAUUCAAGGGAGUAGGGGGGUAAACUUUAUGCUUGAUGUUUACGGUUUUCUGUACGUUCGUUCUCUUUCCUGCCGCACUGUGCGGUGGCCCGUACCAUUGCCGGCCUGCUUACACCCACCAGGGCGCAUCCGCGGUGUGUGUGUGUCGCGCUGCGACGCGUUUUUUGUUGUUGAUGAUGCGUUUACUCACCUAACAGACGGGCUCACCAUAAUGUUAGGAGUUGCCGUUUUUGGGAGCUUUUUAAAAGGCUCGUCGCUUGUCAGCUCAGCUCAAGUCUUUUGUGCUCCCGCGUACUUCAUGAAUGAACUCAAAGUAAUUAACGAUGAGGAGGGGGGUAGGGGAUGGGGAGGAAAAUUACAUGUUGUUUGGGUUUGCUUGUUGAAAGCAUUGAAAAAAAACUUAAACAAUUUUGUUAACAAACCGAAGCGAUCUAUAUGGACUUACAACGUUAAAGUAUAUGUAAGCACAGAUAGAAAGAAGUGUAUUGAAAAAGGUUCGUGCCUUGCCGACGAGUUGAAGUCUUUUGUGUUCACGGAAUUGGCCCGAGGCCGCUGGGUCAGCGCUUUACUCCGCAAAUGGAGUAUGAUUUAAAUAACAAUAAUAAUAAUAAUAAAAAACAAGUUUACCAUUCACCCGUUUAUCGAAAAAAAAUGGCAAAAGUAAAAGCUAUUUUAUUAUCGUUCCAUCACAUGCGGUGAUGGACAAAACAUGAUUGCAAAUGUCACGUUCAUCAGUUUUGUUUUACAAUGCUGCUUAUUUGAACUGCAAUGAGAAAGUUUAUAAGUAAGAGUUAAUUCUGUUGAGAUGCAUUCUGUUGAGUGUUGCAUGGACCAGUAGCAAAAUGAUCGUCGUGCGCGUUGUUAUCAUUUGGUGCUGUUUACUUUCUAUUGCUUGUGCUCGUCCCGCUUCCGUGCUCAGAACCAUCGGCAGACGUAAAGGAUCGCUUAAAGGUGUACCGAUUAAAAUUAAACGACAAACAGACGACCUGCAUCGGAGAUUGAUAGGAAUCGAUCCACCUCAUUACGGCAGCGAACAGUUCUCUGCCGAACGGCACAGUGACGAGUCGAUGCUACAGUUGCAGAAAAAAGCAUCCAUAGCAGAAAUUUUCCGACACCGGCUGAUGGCUUGCGGCUUAAUAACGACCAAAUCUCCCGAGCGCUGGCGUGAUCGUUUGAUUGCCGAGCUGGACGAGAUAGUCACCGAGAUAGAGCAUCGGUGUGCGCUUUGCAAAACACUGUACGAUGAGCCGUCUCGGUACGAUGUGCUGAGAAGCUUGAUCGAUCCGUGUCCAGCCUGCUGUCGGCGGAAAAACAACAAAAAGCAGCUUCUGCUCACACUUCAAAAAGUGUUGGAAAAAUCGCUCGACAGUGAACCGGGGCCGAGUGAAAGCAGUGCCGGAGGGGAAGAGGAAAAGGAAGGUCACGAUUCACGCAUUUGGCCCAUUACGGAGAUACCGAAGAGUAGGAAGACGCGGAGUACCACCGAAACACCUAUGCCACCACUGACGACCCAGUCGAUCGUGAGUGAUCAUGAAGGGGUUCGGGAUUUACAAACUGCCGAACAGAACCGUAAGCUAAAGACAUCCUGGUGGUCCCACCAUCCUACAAUACAAUCGCAAGGAUCACUUUACACGGCGGAAACGACAUCAAGCGCAAAUGAAACGGACGGCUCGGAGUAUGAUGGAAGGCACGAACCGCCAGCCGUGCACGUUAUCAAUGGACAGCCGGUCGAUAAUGUGCACGAUUUUCUGCAGCAAUACAUGGACCUCGUGUACGGGGGGCUACCGGGCAAUGAGCAACGGAAGCAGUUUUUUCUUGACCAGCUGUGCCGAAACGCAACCAACGGCAGGAUCGUGCUGCAGUGCCACGAUGGCAGCGCCGGGCAGCGGAGAACGCGUUUCACCUCCGAGUCAAGUGCUCAAGCGGCCGAAAAAGUAUCAGCUUGGCAUGUUAGUGAAGAUUCCGACGCCUCAAGUAACGUUCAAAAAUCGUUACUUUUUACUACCCCCUCGUUGAAUGUGCUUAAGCCCAAAGUGAUGGGAUGCCAGUCGUGCUGGACGCUUGGUAGAAAACGGGCCGAAUGGGAUGGACACUAGUAUAGGCUGACCGUACCGUUUCGUAUUCAACGGAACAACACAGUUUUUUUUUAAACCAAUAGUGGAUGUCCAUUCGUAUAUGUAAGCAUUACUAAUUCGUCCCUUUGUAGGAUGUCGGAAUGGUCUAAUAGACACUGAUUAAUUACAUAAUUCUUACUGAGAUUAAGGAUUGAAAUAAAUAAUUAAUUUCAGUGACAGAUCGAUCGGUGCACGUGUAUAAGGAAAAUAAAAACCAGUCGCUGUACUCAGCUUAUUAGGCGAAAGAAGAUACCACAGAUUAUAUGAUAUAGAGAGCACUGGAUCUAUUUAGGUGCACCAUUUUCAAUGGUUGGUACCAACAAUUUACUGGUCAUGCUUUUUGAGACUAAGAAUUUGGGGUCAAAAGUACUUAUAACCCAGUUUAUUAAGUUAAUUUUAAGUCUUAAAAUUGCAUGCAAAAUGAGUGAAACUAUCGUCAGGAUCGGACCACGGAUCACGUUCUUGGCCGCAAAGUUAUUGGAUUUUUGCGACAAAGAACUAUGCGACCAAGAACUUUUUGACCAAGAAUUUUGCGACCAAAUUUUGCAACAUUCUUGGUCGCAAAAAUCUUGGUCGCAAAAAUCUUGGUCGCAAAAAUCUACAGUAAUUAUUAUCGUGCACAUUUUGUGUUCCAUUUGUUUGAUGUUGAUUGAAAUAAGUUAGAAAACGUUAGAACGUUAAGUUAGAAAACUUAAGCAUGCGUCAAUUGCACCGGAAAUACGAUUCCAUGUGCAGCAUAUGAAUUACCCCGUUCAUAGAUAUCCAAGUCACGAACCUCGAUGUAGACCAAAUGCGAUGAAACGCAUCGCCAGUGUAAACGGCCCUUAAGUGUAAACGUUCAUCCUCGUGCGAUGUUUAAAAGGUUCACAUUUUAAUAUAAUUUCUGAAAGACGCUUCAAUUACUCCAUUUUCAUCAAAAAUAAAACCCAUUAGUUGAAAUCUGUGCGAAUAAUAGUUUAUUUACCAAAAUAACUCACAUUCAGCUGUCGUUUUGUCAGAUCAUUGCAAUUCAUCGCCGUUCAAUAUUGACGUUCGUGUAGCAGCUGCUACAGCGCUGUCAAAAAGCGGACAGUGCAAAAAAAAACCGGCGCGUUGAGGAGCGUGAAAAUAACGUGAACAGCGUCGGCUAAAUUUGGGUGUAAAUUCUUUAGUUUAUCGAUAAAAUUACACAGGCUACACUAGCACGGAACGCAAUACCGAGUGAGCAGCAGAACAGCAUGUCGACCGACAUCAGUCUAGAGCUGGUGGAUGUGUUGCCGUACACGCGCGAACAGUGCACCGCCGCCGAUGGCUCGGACACGCAAG